AUGGCGCCGCAUCGAGAUAUUGAGCUCAACGCCUUCAACAAUCUCGAAAUCAAAGAGGAGUCCCUCACACACGGUAGUUCGUACAGCAUGCGCGAGCCAGACUACCAAGACCGGCCGACUCCACGAUUCCACCGCUUCAUCGACAGCUUCAAGCCCGACACCGACACCACCUUCUUCCCCAGCGACCACCUCAGCCAGGUCAACAGCUCCAGUGCCACAGCCCGCAGCCAUGGGACCUACUAUUACGACCUCCAUCUGGCCGCGGUUGAGUCCGCCAACACGGGCCUUGCGCGCAAGCUCAAGGGAAGGCACCUGCAGAUGAUUGCCAUCGGAGGCUCAAUAGGUACCGGCUUAUUUGUUGCCUCGGGCAAGGCUCUGCACGACGGAGGACCCGCCUCGUUGCUCAUUGCCUUCAUCAUUGUCGGCUCCAUGCUGUACUGCACAUGCCAGGCCCUAGGAGAGCUGGCUGUCAUCUUCCCAAUCGCCGGAUCCUUCUCCUCAUGGGCCACGCGAUUCCUCGACCCCUCCUGGGGAUUUGCCAUGGGUUGGAAUUAUGCGUUACAGUGGCUAGUCGUUUUGCCGCUGGAAAUCAUUGCGGCAUCCCUGACUAUUCGUUAUUGGACAGACAAGCUGCCCAGUGCCAUCUUCGUCACCUUGUUCCUCAUCGCCAUCAUGCUCAUCAAUCUCUUUGGCGUCAAGGGAUACGGCGAAGCCGAGUUCACAUUUUCCAUCAUUAAGGUCGUGGCCGUCAUUGGCUUCAUCCUCCUCGGCAUCGUCCUCAAUUGUGGAGGGACACCGGACCGAGGCUACAUCGGCGGCGAAUACUGGCGUAACCCGGGCGCCUUCCACAACGGCUUCGAGGGACUAUGCAGCGUCUUCGUCACCGCGGCCUUCGCUUUUACUGGUACAGAGCUUGUUGGACUUGCAGCUGCCGAGACUGCCAACCCGAGAAAGUCGCUGCCGACGGCCAUUAAGCAGGUGUUUUGGAGGAUCGCGCUCUUCUACGUUGUCGCGCUGACGCUUGUGGGCUUGCUGGUUCCUUACGACAAUCCUCGACUUCUCGACGCCACAAACAGUGCCGACGCCAAGGCAUCGCCUUUUGUUAUUGCCAUCGAGGAGGCGGGCAUUCAGGUGCUUCCAUCUGUAAUGAACUCGGUGAUCCUCAUCGCGGUCUUGUCGGUAGGCAACUCGGCCGUGUUUGGAUCCUCGCGGACGCUCGUCGCUCUCGCCAAGAUGAGGCAAGCGCCUAAAAUUCUGGGCUAUGUGGACAAGCGUGGAAGACCGCUCGUUGCCAUCGUCGUGGCUGCCGCGCUGGGUCUGCUUGCGUAUCUCGCCGACCUCAGACAGCAAAACCACGUGCUCGACUGGCUCCUUGCCAUAUCGGGCCUCUCCACGGUCUUCACCUGGGGUUCCAUCUGCCUGUGCCACAUUCGCUUCCGCCGCGCGUGGGCCUACCAUGGACGCAGCAUCGGAUCAAUACCGUUCAACUCGCAAGUCGGCGUUUUGGGCUCGUAUGUCGGUCUGACGCUCAACAUCUUGGUCCUGAUAGCGCAGUUCUGGGUGGGCGCGUUCCCUAUCGGAUGGCGCGACAUGGCGACGGCGGAUGUGGCCCGGAACUUCUUCCUCAAGUACAUGGGCGUGCCCAUCAUCUUUCUUUUCUACAUUUGUCACAAGCUUCUGUUCCAUACCCGUUACGUCAAGGUGCGGGAGAUGGACGUCGAUACCGGCCGUCGUGACUUCAACCUGCCUAUCCUGGUGGCGCAAGAGCAGGAGGAGAAGGCGUCGUGGCCUAAGUGGAAGAGGUUUUACAAGUUUAUCUGCUGA
Messenger RNA from Purpureocillium takamizusanense, 1824 nucleotides. RefSeq names its product histidine permease. The record is from RefSeq and is a predicted model, not a curated record. Gene Ontology annotation, molecular function: amino acid transmembrane transporter activity. NCBI's taxonomy places the organism in Eukaryota, Fungi, Ascomycota, Sordariomycetes, Hypocreales, Ophiocordycipitaceae. The transcript is spliced from 3 exons. Gene Ontology annotation, biological process: amino acid transmembrane transport. Bases 1 to 1824 code for a protein of 607 amino acids. Gene Ontology annotation, cellular component: membrane.